GCGUGCUGCUCCCUUCCCUGUAGAGCGACCGUCGUCAUGAUCGCAGCUUUCCCCGCAUCCCAGACUUCGCCCCCGGCCAUUCUCCAGAUUUCCCUACCAGACAUCCCUCUACCAACCACACGCAUCAACCAUUCACCGAAGGUUUACCAUGACUUCAUCACAUUCCGGCAUCCAACGACAUGCCAUUCACCGAUCCACCAUCAGCCAACGCCCAUUACCCCGCAAGGAGCAUAAAGACUGACCUGGAGCCCGGGCUGACCUUCUCUCAUCAAUCAUCACUCUAAGACUCAAGGCAAUCAACGGUAUCUAUCUAGGCAAACACCUAAGACAACAUCAGUAAGAAUGGAGCCCUCUGACCCUCUCGACUCCCAAUGGAUUUCUAUCCACAUCCGCGACCACAUUGAGGACCGCCAAAUCAACAUCCGUGACUCCCUCGUCUCUCCCGGCGAUUUCCACUCCCCCGAUGACCCCUCCAAAGCACUCACAGAAUCCAUGAUCGACAAGAUGACCAUCCCCGGCGGCGGACUCGGCGAAGUCUGCGCGACCGGCCGCCGCGGCAGCGAGGGCUGGCUUGAUCUCAUGGACGGCGACAAGAAGAUCUGCGAGCUGCACUGGGACAACCGGCUGGGCCGGUACUGGAAUGACUUUGAAGUCCUGGACCCCGAUGAGGCGUAUAAGGUUGAGUGUUCCGGAUGGAGUAGUGCGCAGGGUCCUCUUGGCCAUGUGUUUAUUGAUGUGAGUGAGGCGAAGAAGAAGGAGAUUAUGCAGGAGAAGGAAUCGGGUGGCCUCAGGGUCUUGGAGAAGGCUGGUGAUGUUGGGGCUGACAAGACUGGAGAGUAGGGGCAGCCAUCUGGUGACCUACGUGACUUGAGUGCUUGUAGGGUGACGGUUUAUUUGGACUGACUGGGUGGCUGCCGGGCUAAAUGAAGUUUUUUGCUAACGAAUAUUUUAUGAAACUAUAUCUAUGGAGUUACGAAAUUGAAUUGUCAUUUUACUUUGAUCGUCUAAGGCUGAAGUAACUCGGCCGGGUCCAUCUCAACUUGCUCUAGAUCUUGCUGGUUAUUGGUCCCGUCGUUGUCAAGCAGUCAGAAUCCAGACUAUUUCUCCCUCAUCCUCAUAUGGCUGG
Molecule: messenger RNA, 1126 nt
Organism: Aspergillus versicolor CBS 583.65
Lineage: Eukaryota; Fungi; Ascomycota; Eurotiomycetes; Eurotiales; Aspergillaceae
Product: aegerolysin family protein
Exons: 3
Coding region: 343-840 (165 amino acids)
Biological process (GO): symbiont-mediated hemolysis of host erythrocyte
Source: RefSeq, a predicted model, not a curated record